AUGCAAACUCUUUGAUGCUCACAAGUAGCAUCUCGGCAGCGUCCCCGUUGGUCCAUCUUUACUCUGUGUGGUUGGAGGUUCAUAACAGUAUGCCGGCUUCGAUUUGACCACGUGCACGCCAUAAUGGAGGUCCUGGAUGUUUCAAGAGAAAAGAAAGGAAAGAAAGAGAGAAGGUCGAAGUCAAUAGCCGAUCUACAGUGUGAAAAAUCGUUUACUGUAGCCCCGUCUGAUAAAGUCGAUACUUUAGAUACUUCAGAGUGGCCCUUGCUGUUGAAGAACUUUGACAAGCUCAAUGUGAGAACAAAUCAUUUCACUCCAUUACCUUUUGGUGCAUCACCUUUGAAGAGAAAUUUGAGGGAGUAUAUCAAAUAUGGAUGCAUGAUGAUAGAUAAGCCUUCAAACCCAAGCUCGCAUGAAGUGGUCGCUUGGUUGAAGAAAAUAUUGAAAGUAGAGAAAACUGGCCACUCAGGAACACUUGAUCCAAAAGUGACAGGGUGUUUGGUUGUAUGCAUAGACAGAGCAACCAGAUUGGUUAAAUCCCAACAAAGUGCUGGUAAAGAAUAUAUUUGUAUAUUUAAAUUGCAUUCUGCUGUGGAAAGUAGAGAAAAGGUUGCGCAAGCUCUGGAAAAUUUGAAGGGAGCACUAUUUCAGCGACCUCCCCUUAUAUCUGCUGUAAAGAGACAGUUAAGAGUUAGAACAAUUUAUGACAACAAAUUGCUGGAGUAUGAUGAGAAGGAAAACAUGGGCAUAUUUUGGGUCAGCUGUGAGGCAGGUACAUAUGUAAGAACGAUUUGUGUACAUCUUGGCUUGCUGCUGGGUGUUGGUGGCCAGAUGUUGGAGUUGCGAAGAAAUCGAUCAGGCAUUAAUGAUGAGAAUCACUGUGGAUUAGUCACAAUGCAUGACGUCCUUGAUGCCCAGUGGCUCUAUGAGAACCACAAAGAUGAGAGUUACUUGCGACGUGUCAUUCAUCCACUGGAGAAAAUGCUUGUGGGACACAAAAGAAUAAUCAUCAAAGAUAGUGCAGUAAACGCUGUAUGUUAUGGUGCCAAAAUUAUGCUCCCUGGAGUGUUGAGGUAUGAAGAUGGUAUUGAAGUCAACAUGGAAAUUGUAAUUGUGACUACCAAGGGUGAAGCUGUAGCAAUAGCCAUUGCUCUUAUGACCACUGCCACCAUAGCCAGUUGUGACCAUGGUUUAGUUGCCAAGAUUAAGAGGGUGAUCAUGGAUCGAGAUACCUAUCCUAGAAAAUGGGGCCUGGGACCAAAGGCUUCGAUGAAGAAAGGACUCAUUAAACAAGGUUUAUUGGACAAGUAUGGAAAACCAAAUGAAAAAACGCCUGCAGAUUGGCUGCAAAGCAAUCCUGAUUACAGUGCUGUCACUGUGAAAAUAGAAGAGGAAGAAGAAGUGGUGAGGAAGCGAAAGUUGAACGAAUCAAUGACUUCAGUGACAAGUGAGGGGAGAGACACACCUAAGAAAGAGAAAAAGAAGAAAAAGAAGAACCUCACUCCUGAGAAAGAGAUUAAACGAGACAGGGAGAGUUCAGAACGAGAACUUGGUGCUGAUGAAUCAAUGCAAGAUGAUGGUGCUCAGUCUGAAAAGAAGAAGAAAAAGAAGAAGAAGAAAAAGGAUAAUUUGGAGCAAAGUAUUGGUUCUCCUACUAAAAGUCCUGAAGGAGAAAAGAAGAAAAAGAAGAAGAAGAAAGAGCCCAAAGAUUCUGAAAGUGAUUAAAUGUGUAUACUAGUUACAGAUGUAUGAAGAGAACAGAAAUCUGCAUGGUGUUUUUAGUGUUCAGUUUCAUUAUAUUUAAUAUAGUGCAUUCAGAUUUUUAGUUACUUUCUGGAGAACAUGUACUUUAUUUUAAUGUUUGAGUUUUACAUUCCAAAGUAAUGUUAACUCCUAACAGAUAAUUCUGGACUUCAUUUGCAAUCUCAUUGAGAAAUGAACAUUUUCUGCAUUAAAGUAUAUUAGAUGAAGAAUGAAAGAGAAUUUCAUGUUUUAUUUAGCCUUGAUCUAGAGUAGAAAAAUUAAAUGAGGCACAUGGAAAUUCUACUUGAAUUAGGGUGCUGGGUCAUUCUUUUUGUUAAUCUUUCAUAUGUUUAAGUGUCAGUUGCUUUGUGAUUUGUAUAAAAGAAAAUGCUUGCUAUUGCGGUUGACACCUGAAGUCAUUGAAAGAUUUUUAAUGUGAACUGGUGAUUUUGAAGUGUUACCUUGUAUUGCAGAUGUAAGAGUUGUAAAAUCCCCUAUUCUUACCAUGUUUUACCUCUCUAUAAUGUACAUUAUUUUAUUGCUGCACCAUAUGUAAAAAAAAUAGAAUUUAUAAUUUUUUUAUAAUUGACAUGGAGAUUACUGAUCUUGGCAACACCUGUAAUUCAUUUAAUUCCAUUGAGCCUGUGCUGCAUUGUUGCUAGCAAGAGUGAAUAAAUGAUGAUUUUUGUUAUAUAUUAUGAGAUUUUUAUUUUAUUUGUUUAUGUGCAUUAGUUGCACUGUGGGACAUCUCAACAAUGCUCAAAUACAGAAACUGUAUUAGCCACACUUCACCAAUGUGAAAAUAGAGGAUUGAUUAGGGGUAUCUGGGAAAAAUGGCACUCCCAGAUAGUAAUUUACAGUAUUUGCACCUGCAAUUUGCUACAGGAUUAAUUUCAUUGAUGGCUACUUAUGUUAUUGGACCCUUGAGCUGAUUAUUACAUUCAAUGUGGAACCAAAUGCUUUCUUGUUCCCACUAAUAUCUCAAAUUUGGUUUUUCUGCAAGUAUACUUUGUGUGGAAAUCUAACUUUAAUACAAUGGAAGCCAGCUAAGGUAUAAAUUUCAGCUACUACCGAUUUGAAAACAAGAUUUGCCCUUUAGUCAUUAAUAUGAAUGUUAAAUAUUUUGGUAUUGAGGGAAAAAUGUCAAAUAUGUCAAGGGAAAAGAAGUUGGGUAAUUCCACAUCAAAUUGCACAUGCAUAAGUGUUCCCAAUUUUGUAGCAACUUGAAACUUGUGAUGGGUUGAUGUGAACGUAGACAUUUUUUUCCUUUGAUCUCUAAUCCUACUCAUUCCGAAAAUAUAACUGUUUUUUAAGAAUUGUGUGCAUGGUUACCUUUAAAUAUUUGUCACUGCCAAAAAAAAAUUUAAAAAACUCAAAUUAAACUUUAAAAGAUGUGCUUUUAUGCAACGAGAAUGUAAUCAUUGAUAAUUUAUUAUUUUAGUAUUUAAAGUAGAUUUUCAUUUUUAAAAUACAAAUAUAAACAACUCCUAAAAUUAAUUUGAAAAAUUAUAGUUUUUUACUGUAAUGUUUAUAUCAUCAAAUUUUAAGAUGGGGGUAUGAAUGAGUUUAAAGUAGAUUACGGAAGCAAGCACUGCCCCGAGUACACCAGGAAUCUUCAAGGAUAUGAUAUCCAAACGCCUCAGUAAGCAUGAAUCGUGACAAGCUAGGGGUUGCAGGAAUGCCCAUGUUUCGAAGGGGAGGUUUGGUUCUCUCAGAACUGGAGAGUAUAAACGCGAACCGUAGCGUGUAAAUUUAAAGGGCAAUUGGCGAGAAUACAGAAUGUUACAUGUGGUUCAAGUAAUAUUUCCUUUUGUACUAUAUUGGAAAUGUUUGUGUUCACUAGAGAUGAUAAUAUGAAAUGUGUAUAUAAUAUAUUUUCAUAUAUAAAUACAUAUAUGGACUCAAAGUAUUUAAUUGCUUUUAGAGCUGAUAAUUUAAUUUGCUUUGCUAUGACAUAAUACAAAUUCAGUGUGGUGCUAAAAAAAGAACUGUAAUAUUGAAUCAUUUUUGUUCAAAGAUGACAGUAAU
Gryllus bimaculatus (two-spotted cricket) is the source of this 3771-nucleotide messenger RNA. The record is from the annotation of a GenBank genome assembly. NCBI's taxonomy places the organism in Eukaryota, Metazoa, Arthropoda, Insecta, Orthoptera, Gryllidae.